Molecule: messenger RNA, 2753 nt
Organism: Vespa crabro (European hornet)
Lineage: Eukaryota; Metazoa; Arthropoda; Insecta; Hymenoptera; Vespidae
Product: protein SPT2 homolog
Exons: 10
Coding region: 187-2697 (836 amino acids)
Biological process (GO): translational elongation
Cellular component (GO): cytosol
Molecular function (GO): translation elongation factor activity; guanyl-nucleotide exchange factor activity
Source: RefSeq, a predicted model, not a curated record
UAUAACUUAGUCAAUGUCAAAUCAGAACUAAAUUUUCUAUAGAUUCUUUUAGAAGGUUUGAACGACACGUAGAAUCACUGUGCACAAUUUCGUUGGCUGUUCGAUAGUAUAAAUGUGUCAAUAAAAGAAUGCUUUAUAUUUUCCAUAUGUAAAACAUAUUUUCCAAGGUAAAUAGAUAGGUUAACAAUGGAUUUUGGUACAUUAUUAAGUGUUGCACAAAAGAACGAAAUUAAUAAACAAUCCGUUGCUUGUUAUCAAACUAAAUUUACACCUCCGAAGAAGCAAAAUAAACAAUCAAAGACAUUGUCGGAUAAUAUAAAAAAAUUUUUAGCCAGAAAGGAGGAAGAAGAAAAAAGGAAAGUUUUAGAAGAAAAAAAAAAGAGAGAUAAUUUGCUUGCAUUACGGGACCAUAAAGCUCAAAGUCGUAUAAAUAAACAUUUGAAAGUAUGUAAGGCUGCAAAUAAAUCUGUAAUAGCAGAUGCAAUAGAUAAUGAAAAUACAGCUGUUACUAUAGCAGGUCCUUCUCAACCAGAUGAGGAUGAUUACGGAUAUGUUUCCCAGGAAGCAUCUGCGUUUUAUAAUCAGUUAAUGAAUAAAUAUAGUAAUUUGCCUCCUGAGAAGCCUCUUUUCAGUAACACUGGAAAAAGGACAGUAAAGGAUAUUGCAUUGACAAAGGAUAGGGUAAAGCAAGCUCUAAAACAACAGGAAAUUGAAGAUUCACUUGGUCAUAGACGAAAACGACGAUCAUCCACAGUGAAUAGAAAAGAGUCAGAGUGUGAAGAUCAGAAUGACAAAGUACCCGAAAAAAAAACGAAGGAACAAGAAAAGCAUGGAAAAGAAAAGGCUAAAAAGAAACCACCACCACCUCCAAUGGAUUUUGGAGAACUGUUGAAACUUGCAGAGAAGAAACAACACGAGCCAGUAGUUAUUGAUGCCAAACCAAAGGUUGAAGAACCAGAGAGAUUGAUGACUAAGAAACAAAUGAAAGAAUAUAUGAAAGAAAAAGAAUGGAGAGAAAGAAAAGAGCAAUUGGCCAAAGGAAUAGAUGUAACGAAAAAAAAUAAUGUUACAUCUGAGAUAAAUAAGUCAAAUAAAUCACAUACCCCAAAAAGUACAAAAAUAACGAUUGAUAAAGCUUCUCUAGAUUCCUCUGUACAAAAUAAAAAUUUGUCUUCGACAAUACAAGAUAAAAAGGCAUCGGCAAAAUCUAAUAACAUUUUAAGUGAAAAAAGUAAUGUUAUAACUAAAUCUAAUAAUAUAGGGAAAAAUUCAACGAAGGAUAAAUUAUUAGAAGAACGUAAAAAAUUAGAGGCAGAAAAACGUAAGUUAGAAGAAAUGCGUAAAGCUAUAGAAAAAGAAAAAUUGUUAUUGGCACAAAGUAAAUUGAAACAAGAAGAAUCAAAAUCGUUAAUUAAACAUCCAAAUAAAGUUGUAUCUCAAACAAAAAGUACAGAUAAACAAGUUUUAUCUAAAGAUAUUAAGACAAAACAAGCACCUACAUCUGAAAAAUUGCAAUCGUCUAUGUUAAAUGAAAAGCCAAAGCAGUUUCCUCCGCUUAAUAUGAAGUCACUUAAAAAUAAAAUUGCAUCUGGAAAGAUUCUUAAAAAGCCAGGAAAUUCUAACAAACGUCGUAUAUAUGAUGAUGAAGAAUAUGAUUCCGAAUUGGAUGAUUUUAUCGAUGAUGGUCCAGAAGAAGAAGGUGAAGAUUAUAGUAAAUAUAUUAGUGAAAUAUUUGGUUACGAUAAAAGCAAAUAUAGAAAUGUGGAUGAUGAUGAUGAUGAUUUAGCAAUGGAAAGUAACUUCGCACAACAACUUAAAGAAGAAUAUGUAUCUACAAAAAUAGGCAUUAUGGAAGAUUUAGAAGAUAUACGUAUGGAAGCCUUAGAAAAGAAACGGAAAGCUCUCUUAAAGAAAAAAUAUAAGAGUUUAUGGUCGCAUGCAGCUCUCUCUUCCGGCAACCAGAGAAAGGGGAUUUUGCUACUGCUGAAUCUGUGGAAAUAUUUAUACAUAAAAUACUCCUCCGUCAUGGCCGUCGGUGACUUGAAGACUGACAAGGGCGUUAAAGAUUUAAAUGCUUAUCUUGCCGAUCGUAGUUACAUCGAAGGGUGGCAACCGUCUCAAGCCGAUGUUGCUGUCUUUGAAGCUUUGGGAAAAGAACCUAAUUCUUCUAACCCUCAUGUACUAAGAUGGUACACUCACAUAAAGUCGUACGAUCUAAACACACUUCCAGGAGAGAAAAAGGCUCCUGCUAUAUUAGCAAAUAGUAGUCAUUCUUCACAAGCUACAACCCCAGCAGCAGAUGCCGCAGAAGAUGGCGAUGAUGUUGAUUUGUUUGCAUCCGACGAAGAAGAAAGUGCAGAAGCAGCAAAGAUCAGGGAAGAAAGAUUAAAGGCUUAUGCCGAAAAAAAAUCCAAGAAACCAGCAAUUAUUCCUAAGUCUAGUAUUGUACUUGAAGUUAAACCCUGGGGGGAUGAAACAGACAUGAAAAAAAUGGAAGAAGCAGUUAGAUCCAUUAAGAUGGAUGGUCUUGUUUGGGGUGCUUCUAAACUCGUAGCAGUGGGAUAUGGCAUACAAAAAUUACAAAUAAUAUGCGUAAUAGAGGAUGAUAAAGUUUCUGUAGAUUUCCUGGUGGAACAAAUUCAGGAAUUUGAGGAUUUAGUACAAUCUGUCGACAUUGCAUCUUUCAAUAAAAUUUAAAAGCUUCUCAGUAAUUUUAAUAAUGAGUUAAUAAAUAUUGUUUGUAUAUAUGUGCA